This is a messenger RNA of Notolabrus celidotus (New Zealand spotty), 5185 nucleotides long. It is a transcript of the gene map3k4, whose product is annotated as mitogen-activated protein kinase kinase kinase 4. The transcript has 27 exons. Gene Ontology annotation, molecular function: protein kinase activity; ATP binding. Lineage: Eukaryota; Metazoa; Chordata; Actinopteri; Labriformes; Labridae. The record is from RefSeq and is a predicted model, not a curated record. Gene Ontology annotation, biological process: protein phosphorylation; MAPK cascade. Bases 20 to 5014 code for a protein of 1664 amino acids.
CACCCGGGCUGCCGUAGUCAUGCAGGCUUUGGCACUCCUCCUCAAUGAACGUUGGAAAGAUGGCGACGGCAUACGCAUCAGCGAGAGUCCACAGGGCCGGCGGGUAGAAAGUGGUCCACAGAGUCCUCCUGACGCAUGUGGUGCAGAGACUGAACGGUGCACAGUGAGUCUGGUACCCCUCAGACAUGCUUUAGUCCAUGCACGGAUAGGAACCAGAAGCCCCGGCUCUGCUAUGGAGCCUCCAGACCGGAACAAGCCCAGCAGCAGGCAGACCAAGCCAGGGGAAGAUGCAUCCCAACAGAACUCUGUGGUGGAUGAAUCCUGGGACUCUCCCAGUGAAGAAGAAGAAGCCCUGUAUGGCACCUCGCCUCCGUAUACCUCCCGCCAGAUGAAACGCAUGUCUGCUAAACAUCACCGGAGCAGCGGGGCGAGGGGGGCGGGAAGGUCUCCUAACAAAGCGGACGUGAGCCAAACUGUGCCAAAGGAGAACCCCAGACCGGCGGAGCCCCCUGAGGAGCACAGCUACAAGCAGGGCAAGAAGCAGAGGGCGGCACAGCGCACCACGGAGAGAGACCACAAGAAGACCUUCGAAGGCUCCUUCAUGCUGGAUCCGCUCUCAAAGUCCGGUCCUUUCAGCGCCCUCAGCAUGGAUCCCAGGAAACACUACCUGAGCUUAGGCUGCAGCAGCGGCAAGCAGCCGGUCUCUAUGCCCUUUAUAGUCCGGACUCACCGCCAGACCUCCAGGACAGACUGUCCUGCUGACCGCCUCAAGUUCUUUGAGACUCUGCGGCUGCUGCUCAAGCUCACGUCUAUGUCCUCCAAGAGGAAGGAGAAGGAGCAGCGAGGCCUGGAGAACAUGGCCUUCAUGGGUCACAACAAAGAGGUCAUCUGGUUGGAGCUGCAGGCGUGGCAUGCACGGCGCUCCACCAGCGACCAGGACCUUUUUCUUUUCACUGCCCGCCAGGCCAUCCCUGACAUCAUCAACGAGGUGCUGCACUUUAAGGUGGACUAUGCCAGCCUGAGGGGGGCCAAGUAUUUAGGGUCACAGAUAUUUGAGGUGGACUAUCAGGACGCUCCAGGUCUCAGCCGCGGGGAGGAAAGGGGGGCUGUCGUAGCGGAAACCAACCACUGUGGAGUCGAUCCCUGGGGAUUCAGCGCCUUCUCUUCCCCGGGGAUGAACGCGGCUGAGCCUCUGGGCUCGAGCGCUGACUGCAGGGAGCACCUCCAGCGCCAGCGGCUGGCGUUCGAGCAGGUGAAGCGUGUGAUGGUGUUACUGGAGUAUGUGGAAGCCUUGUACCCGUCUUUGCAGGCCCUGCAGAAGGACUACGAGAAGUACGCAGCACGGGACUUUCAGGGCCGGUUGCAGGCGCUCUGUCUGUGGCUCAACAUCACGCAGGACCUCAAUCAGAAGCUGCGUGUCAUGGCCACCGUGCUGGGCCUCCAUGAUCUCUCCCGCAUUGGAUGGCCUAUCUUUGAGAUCCCUUCCCCACGCUGCUCUCGUGGAAAUGAAGAAGAGGAGAACGAGGAAGAGGAGGAGAAUGACUCUACGGCCACUUUUACGGCUGAAAGCGACACAGAGGACAGGGAGGUGGAGGAGGAGGAGGAGGAGGGAGAACUAGGACACGUAGCAGACGGAGACUUGUCUCCAUCCCUCACGCCUAAAUUUGCUCUGUUGCUGUCAGAGGAUGACUUCCUCCCCGCUGCCUCUGCAGGAAGUGCAGAAGUAUCCGUGGAGGAGGGAGUGUUCUGUCCCACGGCCAUCUAUAGACCGUUUGUAGACAAAGCUCUGAAACAGAUGGGACUCCGUAAACUGAUCCUCCGACUGCACAAGCUGAUGGACCGGUCUCUGCAGAGAUCCAGAGCAGCACUGCUCCGCAACACGCCGGCCCUGGAGUUUGCAGAUUUCCCAGACCCCAUGCUCUACAGUGAUUACCUGCCGGAGCUGUCCCGCCACCUGUCCUGCAGCGGCCCGGCUCAUCCAGAGCUCGGGGCGGACAUGGUUUCCUGGGAGGAUAUGCUGGACAUGGACCUCCCAUCUUUCCAGCCGGCGUUCCUCGUGUUGUGCAGAGUCCUCCUCGACGUCAUUCACGAAUGCCUUAAAUUACGACUUGAACAGAGGCCGGCUGGAGAGCCUUCCCUGCUCAGCAUCAAACAGUUGGUGCGUGAGUGUAAGGAGGUCCUGAAAGGCGGUCUCCUGAUGAAGCAGUAUUAUCAGUUCAUGCUUCGAGGUGUGGUGACUGACGCUCAGGGUUUGCAGACGAACUCUAAUAUCGAUGAGUUUGAAGAGGACCUUCAUAAGAUGCUGAUGGUCUACUUCGACUACAUGCACAGUUGGAUCCAGAUGUUGCAGCAGCUGCCUCAGGCCUCUCACAGCUUAAAGAACCUGUUGGAGGAGGAGUGGAACUUCACUAAGGUCAUCACUCCGUAUAUCCGAGGAGGGGAGGCGCAGUCUGGGAAGCUUUUCUGUGACAUCGCCGGGAUGCUGCUUAAAUCCACGGGAGAGUUCCUCGAAGCCGGCCUGCAAAGAAGUGGAAAUGAAUUCUGGGAGAGUGCAGACGACAGCACUGCCUCAGAUGAGAUCAGACGGUCGGUUAUUGAGACGAGUCGGUCCCUUAAAGAACUGUUCCAUGAAGCCAGAGAGCGAGCAUCCAAAGCUCUGGGCUUUGCCAAAAUGCUUCGCAAGGAUUUAGAAGUCGCUGCAGAUUUUAGCAUCACCAACGGGGUGACUUCUCUUCUGGAGGCCCUGAAGAAGAGAAACCAUGUCAAGGUUCAGAUCCCCGGCCUGGAGGAGCUGCAGAUGUUUGUCCCCUGUGGUCUGAUGGAUCAGCGACCUCUCAUCCUGCAGCUUCUGAAUGCUGCUGCAGGAAAAGACUGCUCCAAAGAGCCGGACGAGAUGGUCGAGGACGAGGCCUACUUGCUCAUGAGUAAACACGGAGCCGGGGACUCCACCACCGAGUCCGAGUGGGCUCAGUGGGACGGAGACCUGCUCAAACUGGUCCCCCAGAUGGAAACUGUGGACACUCUGGGAGCCAUGAAGGUGGAGAACAUGCUUCUGAUCGUGAUGCACUCGGCUCACCUGGUGGCUCAGAGGAAGUCCUUCCAGCAGUCGAUGGAGGACGUGCUCGCUCUGAGCCGGGAGCAAACAUCGAGUCAGCCACUCAUCGCCAGCGCGCUGGAAGAGCUGAAGGAUGAGGCGCUACAGCUAUGCAUUAAGAUCGGCACUGCCAUCGACCGGGUGGAGUACAUGUUCACCACAGAGUUUGAGGCGGAGGUGGAGGAGUCCGAGUCGGCCACUCUGCAUCAGUACUACAGGGAGGCCAUGAUUCAGGGCUACAACUUUGCCUUUGAGUAUCACAAAGAGGUGGUGCGCCUGAUGUCAGGAGAGUUCAGGCAGAGGAUCGGAGAACGUUACAUCACCUUUGCCCGUAAAUGGAUGACCUAUGUCCUCACCAAGUGUGAGAGCGGGAGAGGAACCAAGCCCAGGUGGGCGACUCAGGGUUUUGAUUUCCUUCAGGCCAUCGAACCUGCCUUCAUAUCAGCGUUACCAGAGGAAGACUUCCUGAAUUUGCAAGCUUUGAUGAAUGAAUGUAUUGGACAUGUGAUUGGAAAACCUCACAGCCCGGUCACCGGCCUCUACGUCGCUCCCAGGAAUAGUCCUCGUCCUGUAAAGGUCCCUCGCUGCCACAGUGACCCUCCAAACCCCAACCUGUUCAUCCCUAACGCUGAAGGUUUCAGCUCCCGAAGUCUCCCCUGCGACCUCCGGAACCAGCUUUUCCCCAACGGCCCUCGCCCCGUCCCUCAGGGCCCGGGGGAACAACACAGCCACACCAAAGCAGCCAGCAGCAGCCCCAGUGACGUCAGGGGAUCCAGUUUCCACGAGAACGACCGCCUGUCUACAGUCGCUGCAGAGUUGAAUUUCAAAUCUCUGAGUCGCCACUCCAGCCCCACGGAGGACAGAGAAGAACCCUCCUAUCCUAAAGGAGACGCUAACAGCACUGCCCGUCGAAGCUGGGAGCUCCGCACGUUCAUCAGCCAGUCCAAGGACACAGCUGCACGACAAAACCCCAUGGAGGCCGUCCGCCGCUCCAUCCGUAAGUUUGAGGAUAAACGCUACGCUGUGAUGAAGCAGCGCAACAUCAUCGGCCAAGUGUGUCACACGCCCAAAUCCUACGACAACGUCAUGCAUGUCGGACUCAGGAAGGUGACUUUCAAGUGGCAGAGAGGAAACAAGAUAGGUGAGGGUCAGUACGGGAAGGUGUACACCUGCAUCAACGUGGACACUGGAGAGCUGAUGGCCAUGAAGGAGAUCCGAUUCCAGCCCAACGAUCACAAAACCAUCAAAGAGACGGCGGACGAGCUGAAGAUCUUCGAAGGCAUCAAACACCCGAACCUGGUGCGAUACUUCGGAGUGGAGCUCCAUCGGGAGGAGAUGUACAUCUUCAUGGAGUACUGUGAUGAGGGAACUCUGGAGGAGGUUUCCAGACUGGGACUGCAGGAACACGUCAUCAGACUCUACAGCAAACAGAUCACUACAGCCAUCAACGUGCUGCACGAACACGGCAUCGUGCACCGGGACAUCAAGGGAGCAAACAUCUUCCUGACGUCCUCUGGACUCAUUAAGCUCGGAGACUUCGGCUGUUCGGUCAAGUUAAGGAACAACACUCACACUAUGCCAGGGGAGGUGAACAGCACCCUGGGGACUGCAGCGUACAUGGCUCCUGAAGUCAUCACCAGAGCGAAGGGGGAAGGUCAUGGACGAGCAGCGGACAUCUGGAGCUUGGGCUGCGUUCUCAUCGAGAUGGUGACAGGAAAAAGACCCUGGCAUGAGUAUGAGCACAACUUCCAGAUCAUGUACAAAGUGGGCAUGGGCCACAAACCCCCCAUCCCAGAGAAGCUGAGCACAGAGGGGAAAGAUUACCUUGGUCACUGUCUGGAGAGCGAACCCAAACGCCGCUGGACAGCGAGCAUGCUGCUGGACCAUCCGUUCGUCAAGGUGUGUACGGAUGAAGAGUGAACGGACGCUCCUCUGCAGCUUCCAAGUUUACAAAGAAAGCACUACUGUACGCUGUCGGCAUCAGAGAACAGAACUGUGGACGCUGAGGAGACCAAGUGACGGCUGAAGGCACAUGGAGUUAAACUGAGGAACUAAUAUCAAUACAGAGGACGACUGGACCUAUGGAGUGUG